This is a messenger RNA of Anopheles merus, 3181 nucleotides long. RefSeq lists its product as uncharacterized. Lineage: Eukaryota; Metazoa; Arthropoda; Insecta; Diptera; Culicidae. Bases 980 to 1513 code for a protein of 177 amino acids. The transcript is spliced from 2 exons. The record is from RefSeq and is a predicted model, not a curated record.
AGUACAGUAGAGUAGAUGUGACCAAGGCGAAGAGUUCAUAUCGACCGGAUGAAAUCACCCCCUAUGCUGCACCCAUCCGCAUGCGAUAAAAGGGUGUUGUAAGCAUCGCUCUCUCUCUCUCUCUCUCUCUCUCUCUCUCCCUUCCUGCGGGGGUUGCUUGCUGUUUUGCGGUUCUUUUGCGGGUUUUGUUUUUAUCCGGUGUGCGCUCCCCUCCUUUUUCUCCCACUGUGCAAGUGUGUGUAUGGGUGGUGUACGGGCACGUGAAUGUUUGCUCCACCGGAGCACACUAAAACCGGGUGAACCACGGCUUUCGAGCGGAUGCGUGUAUGUGUGCGCCGUCCCCUGAGGGAAGCAAACAGCAUCGGCGCAGCGUUAUUCGAGAAGCGCACAGUGCGCGUGUUUUCGUGGAGUAAAAACAUUCGUCAAACAACGGCGCAGAGUUUCACACGCGGUUCCGUUCGAUCAGUGUGUUUUAGGUGAGCAGAGAUACCUUCGUCUUCCAGUGUGUAGCGAUAGUGAGAUCACAACAGUAUUGGCGUAGUGAACUGCGUCAUCGUCGUGCGUGUUUGGAUUGGUUGCGUUGCGGAAGGUUUGAUGUUGUUGGAUUCGUGCGCGUAAAACGGUCCCAACGGGGUAACUGUGACACCGAAAAGAGCUUAUCACACGCGUGUGUAUUGAUUGCAAUCGAAGGGAAGGUUCUACGGUUCGAGGGAGGGAAAGAAACAGUGAGACAGCAACGUAACAGAGCACGGCGGGUAAAGAGAACAACGGUAAACAUUUGGUGUAAACAGUACGCUGGUUCGACGCACGCUGCCGCGUACGAUAACAUCUAGUACUCCACCAAAUUCAGCAGUGCGGAAAGAAAGAACGCUUAAAACUAGCGGCUGAGCGGAGAAUUAUUAGAGAAUUUGGUGGUUCGAGAAAAGAUUCGUGCAAUUCGUGUGUCUGUAAUACGCAGCAUCCGUAUCGGGCAGGCAGCAUGGCAAACAACGUGGCCGGGCAGCUGUUGGUGUACGCGCUGCUGCUCUUCUUCAUGGUGGUCGUAGUGUUCCUGUCGUACGCAAUGAUUCUGCACACCGAGCAGACGCAGAUGUGGAGCACCAUCAAGGAUCGCGGCGCAAUGCGUACCAUGCCGAACGGUACCACCAACUACUGGUACUACAUUGUACGAGACAUGGACAAGAUACGCAACAUGACGGACAUACUGCACAUGGAUCGCUCUACGCACAUCGUCCCUUCGCCGGCCGGUUUCAGAGUGUUCGGGAAGGACUUUGAGAUACACUUCGAUCGGAUCAAUGUAACGAAUGGUGCCGGUGGGGAUGACAGCUCGCACCCGCAGGAAGACUACACACCAACGCUCGUGAAACGAAAGACGUACGUCUGGGAGAUAACCAGACGCCAACCAACGGCCAACAUUACCGUGCCGGUGUUUCUGGGGAAGCACGAAAAGCAAAGCAUACCACCGUUCCAAAAUGCGAUUUCACCACGGGAUUCUGACACUCAAAAAGAUUAGCCCCAAGAGCUGCUGCUUCCUCAUUCCUCAUAAAGUGUGCAUAGGGUCAACAUGUAAACAGCUAGAAAUGACCACUGUUUAACGAUAGGUUCCAACUGUUUGGCACGUGAGGAAGGUAGAGCAAAAUUGAUAUCGGCCAUAGAAGGCGUUUUGUGAAUUGACCUUUUUCUUUUAUUCAACAGAAAGAUCACUAGACAGAUCAUCAGAUCGAUAGAACUAAGUUAAGAAGCUACUAAUCAGCUAUAUGGAUUUUGGAAAACUUACCGUUAAACUUUUACUACAUAAAGUACGUAAACUUUAACUUCUUGGACGUAGUACAGUCAGAUCUGGACGCCCUCUCAAUUUCGGGAGCGAACAAGAAGUAAAAUAUAUUAGUUAUUGUUGUAAUUUAAGUUAAGUUGUUAAGUAAUUUUGUACAUCUAUCCUGAAUUUAUACACCAUAUUGUGUAGUGACACAGUAAAGCAGUAUCCAUGAAAGGCAUUUAUUGCAUGCUUAAAAUACGUACGUUACGUAAAAACGAAAUAAUAAUAUACAAAUGGAGAGGGCUUACGAAAUAUAAUUAGAAAUUAAGCGAUGUAUAUGGCAGGCAAUUAUCAUUAGAAAUGACAGAUUUGUGAUGCAUUUGAAAAAUAAAGAAUUGUGGUUCCCUUCUUGAUCAUUCAUUCAAAAGCUACUAAAACCUUUCCCAGUAAACAGUGCCGGUUUAAGAAACGUUCUGUUAAAACAUCAUAUUUAAUGGCAGCGCUUUCCUUUUUGCAUCCAUCCGAAGCGAUCAUAGGCUACUGCAGAAGACAACCAUCCGCUAAUACACAGUGUCUGUAAAACGCCCUGCAAUACGGAAACCUCUACCCUCAACAAUUAAUGGUUUGCAUAAAUGUGUUGUGGCACUGACGGUUCCAGUCAAAUGCCAUUGCUAUGACAAGCAGCAUGGUUUACGAUCGCAAGAAAAACACGACAAACAUUAAAAAGAUGCUCUUCCUCCGUACAAAAUUGCAAAAAUACACGGAAUGGUGGCGUCGUUUGGCGUCGGUACGUAACAGGCCGUAACAGACGCAUUAAAUCGUCCUAUCACGAAAUAACACGAUAAGAUGUAUGCCGACAUUUGGACCGGUAGUGGCUCACACAUUUGCUUCAUUUGAUCGUUCCCUCGGUGCGAUCGUUCCUGCUUUUGGUUUUCUAGACAGUGACUAGCAGAGUGCCUUCGAUAUGCCACAUUAAUCAUCCGCUCGUUUCGGGGAACACUUCUUCGCGGGCGAUGAAAAGUGGGGUGUUACGGUUAGGUCGCCGUCCGUUACAACAGCACCGACCAAGUAGUGGGCGAAAAAGAUUAAUUUAGUAAACAUACGCACGUGUGCGAGCGUCGUGGGUAAGGAUAAACGCUGAUGGAUGAAAUCGAAAGUGUAGCGUCGUGAGAUGCACUGGUAGCUGUAAAUAAAAGACCACUAUUUGCAUGCGGGAUUAGAUAUUAUUACAUGGAAUAUUAGAUAAGGGUUGGUGUGCAGGGAGCAAACAGAAAGAUCAUUUCCAUUGGGCACAACGCUGUAAGACGGGCUUUAAAAGUUGCCAAAGUGAUUAACCAUGCCUGUUCACCAUGUGCGUAAAAUCGGAAGUAAUAAAUAAAGAACUGAUAAGCGAGUGCGAUUUCAUGUAUAUUGGGAAUAUAUUUA